CUUGCAGACACAUUAAUAUGCUGCGGGGGUCUCUUCUUCCUCAUCUUUUAUAACUACACCUUUAUUUUUCACCAUUACUAACACAUACAUUGACGAUUGACUUUGUGAAAACUUUGUUGUGAAAUGAAAACAUAGAGAAGGUCGAAUAUUUUCCCUUCUGGUUUUGCGCGAACGAUUUUUGCUUCUGCAUUUUCAUUUUCACUUUUUGAAAAACUUGAACUACUACUAAAACUACAACUUCGUCCUGAAAAUAAGCAUUUGCUUUUGUACAAAAAGUACAAGAACUCGGAAAUCAAAAUGAAAGCCGUCUUUUCCACUUCCGCCGCGGCCCUAUUGUGCCUGGCCCCUGGGAGUGUGACGAGCAGAUUACUUGCACCGAAGGGCGCCUCGAGCAGCCAAAAGCGUGCAGUUUCGCACCCCGCGCCAUCGGCGGUAGACCGAAGCGCCUCGUCGGGCGCCUCGGCUGCAGACGAUGAAUUUCAAGGGUUGCGCGAUCGCUUCAGCAUGAUCAGCAAGAGCACCUCCAAUUCGUCUUCAACGAAUUCGGUUCCGGAUGCCCUCUCCUCGAUCAGGCCUGCCGCGUUUGUGCCAGAACAAGUAGGGAAAACCAGUGUAGCAGCAGCUGCACACCAUCAGGAUAAUUACACCACGCCGCGGGGACGAGACAAACAUCAGGUCGGCGAUGAACUAGAUCCUGAGAAAACAACGCCUCCUGAACCACGUCUUCGCACCGAAUCUCCAACGUACUCCUACCACGAUUUCUGGCGGAACCAAGACGUGAUCGCAAAUCGUGGCGCACCAUCUUCGACCUGGAGAACAAGCCCGGAUCGUCGACUAGAAGAUGGGAAACCGCCGAACCAACCUCGCCGGCGGCAGCUUUCUGGACCCGUAGACCCCAUCGGGCCGUCGAAAUUUGGCUCCGAGAAAAGGCGAACGGCGUCCGUCGGCGCUUUCGCCGGACCAUCUGGGGCCGCUAGGGCACCGCUGUCGAGCGACGAUGCUGCUGCAAGCGAAGAAGCGGCAGCGACAAUUCCAUACACCGGGCCGCGCCUCCCCUCUGACCAAGGGGCCGCGCUGAGGCUCCUCAGCGAUCAUAAUUCCGGAUCCGAAAGCGAAAAACCCUGGGAACAAUGGAGCGACGCUGAGCGGCAAACGCGGGCGGUUGAGCAGCUGGUGCAGAGCUCUAGCGAGGGACUCAGCGACCCAUCCUCACACUCAAAUAAAGCCGGCAUGGUCAAGAACACGCCUAAAUCCGUGGUCAAACCCCGAAUGACCCUGCGCACUAAAUCCGAGCCCCGUGGUGGUUCCCUUCGAGAUCGACCAGCAAAAAGAGACGGACCCGGGAACGACGAUCAAGGAAUAUUUUCGGCAAGGCCUACCCCACAGAAGCGCCACAAGGUGGGAGGACGACCCCACUGUGAUACUGAUAUCAACCUGGGGGACGCCGUAUACUUGAUCGCCCAACGAUUGGAGAAUGGCGAUUCCUCCAAACAACUGACUGCAUACGUGCAGGAGGUUCUUCCCGAAGGUAGGUUCCGUGUCACGACUGCUGAGGGCAAGCCGUUCAUCAUCGCCGCCGAGCAACUUCAGAAGGUAAAGUUUGUCUAUGAUUUAUGUAGCAUGAUAUCAUGAGCCGAUGGAUUUUUCGUAGUCCAGCCUCCACGGCAAUCAUGUUUGCCCUCAACCAUCCGCUGUAAGUAAGUAUGAUGUACUGUUCAUCAUUAGUCUUCAUCUUUCUCUGCAUUUAAGUAUUUCGCGAUUGAUGUCAUUCCUUUGAAAAUUUAUAGGUGGACGCUCCUGCUACUCUCGCAGUGAAGAAGGCACUAGAUCUCCUUCCAGGAGGAAAUAAGCCCGCCGAAGGUGAAGCUUCCCAUCCCGUAGUGCCUGCACCUGCACCAGAGCCUCCGGUCACAACGGUGCAACACAAGGAGAAGCCAGAAGUUACUGGUGGUAAGUUUAAGUUCUUUCCUAAAACUGACUCCCGUCAACUUCGUGUGGGCGCACAGGAGUUUUUUCCUCAAGGACAAAACGCAGCUCCGGCACAAGACCCUAAAUCUUGGUGGAUGAACGCGAGCGCGCCAGCCUUCGUUCCUGCGGGAAAACAAGAAGGGCUGCAACAGGCGGACCAGCGCCACGCGUCUUAUCAAGAACAGUACGGAGGUGAUCAGCCUCAGCGGUACGCAAACGUGAGCGCCAUUUUUCCCAUGGCAGCCAGACUUCCCGCCGGGGGCGACGUUGCUGGGUGGCCGCCUGGUGAGCAUGACGACGCUAGUUGCUGGCAGCUUCCGUACGGAACCGCCGAGUCGUGUGCGGCGGCUUCCGGAACACUUUCAGGACAAGCCGCAGGAGAAGACGGGGGGGUUCCGAGCUUUGCAGAUGCCAGCGGAGAGGUGUACUUCGGUGAUGCGGCGGUCACCCAACGGCGGCUGCAAGAGCAAGGCUACCAGUUGCAGCGCCGAACGUCCACCGGACAGUACGUGGACCCCAGCACGCGUAGCGACCCCGUGGGCUCCCAGAUUGCCAAACCAUCUCCGCGUCCAAUUUCCUUGCUGGCGCUGGCUCCUGGCCUCGAAGGCAGCGAGAGCGCACACGCGGACUGUGCCACCGCGGGCAUGAGCGUGCAUGUUGCAGCAUCGCGCCGGCAAAGUGAUCCGCCGGUAACAGGGGGAGAAUUCGAUGCAGCGUCGUCCUCCGUGGCAACGGGUAGCCAGCAGUUCGAGGCGAACAGCACGUUUCUAGCCCAGCAGCAGCACCCGUCUGAACUGCCGCCGUGGUGCAACGCGGCUGCGCAUUUCGUGCCGGACAUGGGGCAAUGUUUUCAUUUGGCACCACCAGGGAACAACGGUUGUGCUAUGGUAACGAGCCACGCCGCUGUUAGUCUUCAGGCCGACGCCAGCCACUACGGUCCUGUCACUCCGGACACAGGAUCUAGCACACACGGAGGACAAAGCGCACAAUACUUGCAACCGCAGUUCGUCGAUGGUGGCACUGGUUCCGCGUGGGUCGCGGCUACCCUUCCAUCGAUGGUCCCCGGGCAGCCUGCAGGAGCGUGUGCUCCCCCGGGAAUCGCCCUGACACCCCCUGGCAUGGCGCUUGGAGCCAGUUGCGCCGGUACAACACAGCCAACCUGCAUGGUAAUUGGAUGCGGUUCCCCCGCUCAAUCUGCCCCGAGCCCGACGGCGGCCGUAUUGGGCGUCGUGCCUGUGUCGCCGAUGGCGUUCUGCUGCCCUGAAAAUGGUUCAGCUUCGCCAGUUCAACAACUGCCACCAAACGCACCUGCAGGUACUUGAAUGAAUGACGCUGCCCCUGCUUCUUACUCUUCACUUGGUCGCCUUCUCUUAUUUGCGCUUCGGAUUGUUUCUUUUGUGAUUGCAGUGAAUGUGAAUAUCAGCACGUGUCAUGUCUUCGUCAAUUUUGGGACGAGGAUGUCUUACAAAGAAAUCCUCUGAAUUAGUACAGUAUGCGCUCCUACAGUUACUUAUAAUUCAUACACUGACCAGGUUUCGCCUUGAGCCCCGCCCAUUAUAUGAACAUCCAGAAUCUGCUGUGAGCACCGAUGAGCGCCUACGCGGGUGUGAUUGUGAAGUGAUGCCUUUAUAAUGUUGGCCCUACUGUAUUUGGGUUUUCGGCAGACAUCAUCAAAAACCAAACUGUGCCAGCGGUGACAGGCUCGGAGGACUCCGCUACCAGCAUAAAGUGCGUGUGUGCUUGGGAUGUCAAACAACCCUGAACCCUCCGACGUGAUCAUGAUUGAAUGUGAUGAUACCGAAACGGAAUUAUUUGAUAAGUGAAUAUCGCUCUUGAAGCGCUAGCCAGCCCUUUUUAUUCGAUCCUGUCCUGCGCCUCUGACAUACAAAAACAAGUGAGUGCUUAUCUGGCGCGAUGUGGCGAUAUUUCGAUAAAGUGGAUCCGCUUUUCUUUUUCUACUGUUUCGUGAGAGACCCUGCCUUCCUAUUUUGGACGUCGGUACUUCUUUUGAUCAUGCACACGCAGCAGGAGAAUCUCCCGUGUCUGCAUUUGAUGCGCGGCGAUGGCUCAUGCAAAAAAAACACGAAGAUGGCGAUUAUUCCCUUUGAAACCGUCCUCCGUCACACGGUAGUGCUAGAGGAAAUGGCAACAGGAGCGUACGACGCACUUUAUUUGGUGGUCUCAUCUUUACUUACUUGGCCGCACCAGCACUCUAUUUACGCAUUCUAGACGAUGACGCGAACAAAUAAGAUGUUGAUACAGACAAGACUCGAAAUACAGAUGCAACAACCGCGCUUCUGCGAGAUUUUGAACAUUAUUUUGGUAGUACUAGGUAGAGGAGCUCGGGUGGCAACGCAAUAUUAAUUACUGCACGAGAUCGCACUUCAUUCAU
This is a messenger RNA of Amoebophrya sp. A120, 4360 nucleotides long. The record is from the annotation of a GenBank genome assembly. Lineage: Eukaryota; Dinophyceae; Syndiniales; Amoebophryaceae.